Messenger RNA from Caenorhabditis auriculariae, 1796 nucleotides. The record is from the annotation of a GenBank genome assembly. NCBI's taxonomy places the organism in Eukaryota, Metazoa, Nematoda, Chromadorea, Rhabditida, Rhabditidae.
AUGCGGAUAAUACACUUUACUUUCGGCUUUGUCUGCCGUCACCAACAACGGAUGUUCACAAACCAACGCCUUGGAGCCAAAGUAUCGGAACGCGAAUCCGCAGAUCAAAGAGAUUGGCUUCAACGACUGAGAAUAUAUAGCAAAUCCCGUCCUUUGGUUAAUUCGGCCACUCAGCAAAAUGAAUUUUCCUAGAAAAAAGGUGCCUCUCCGAGGUCUCUCCCAAAAGCUCAAAUUGGCUCGAUUUGAAGUCCGCGCCACACAGACGAAUUUCCAGAAAAAGGGGGCGAAGCUUUUUGUUAAAAUCACCUGGAGUGAAACCUGCGUCAGUUCAACUUCAUAUUUGUUUUAAAGCGGAGAUUAUGACCCAACACAUGACAUGAUUGAGCAAAGCUAUAUUGGGCGACAAUGAGAUAUCGAAGAACAAUAGACGUUGAUGGGUAUCCGUCUUAACUUAAGUACCGACAUUGUUCUCGCUUGCGACAUCAUCUCCAUAAAAAAAACUCUCAAAAGGAUUUUUUCUCGAAACUGCGGAAGUCUCGAGAGACAUAUCCGAUUUUCCUCUCAAAAAACGACCACCAAGGUUUUCAGUCUGAAAAGUACUCAAAGAUCAAAAAUCCUUGCGCUUAGACUCCAACUUUUUCAUCUGAAAACUUGUUCUCAAACGAUCUUAUGUUAUAAACUAGACUUCAUCUCCUUCUUUUCACACAAGAGGGAAAGCAGGAUUCCCAUUUAGUGUCAGAAUCUAAUUUGGCAGAUUCUGGAAACAACUCGGCGUUCUAGACGCCUAGUUAGUUCAUGCAUGAAAAACAAACUCAGCUUGAUACUGCCGAAAAGCUGAGAUUUUCUGACAAAAAAAAUUUCAUUUUUCUCUGCACUACUGGUCACGACGAACAUUCUUCCUGCUGUUCAGAGAUAAGCGGCUGAACAUUGAGAAAAUCGAACUGGCGGUUUUUAGCAUGCUCGGAAACCGAGAAGGGGGAGUCGCCGCCGCUUAGCCUCCAUACGGUAUCGAUAGGCUCCGCCCAUCGCAUAUUCGCCGUCCUACGUGAGGCGCUGCAGGAUAUAUAAGCACGAGCAGGGCUUGCUGCUCAUUUACAGCCAUCUGCUAGCUCCACCCAGCUCUCAAUUCGCGACAGCUCCAUCCAAAGUCGCCUCGAUGCUCGUCGCCCUAGUUCUUCUCGCCGGAGUUCCUGCCGCCAUGGCUCUCACCUGCUGGGAAAACGACCGUGCGGUCAGUUUACUUCCCUUUUUCUCAAAAGCCUUUCUCGUUUCACGACGCUUACUUGAUUCGUCAAAUCUGGGAGCUUUUCGUGAGCGUGUCGGUUUUUAUUUUAUUUGUGAAUUAAACUGAACAAUUUUCCUCAAAAUCUACGUUUUUUGUUCAGAAAGAAGCUUACGAGGUAUCGAAUCCAAACUGGCACUACUGCGCGUACAUUCCUGGAGAGAAUGGGCAGGAAAGCAAAGUUUUCGGCAUAGGUAGCACGACUUUUGAACGAAAAAUGAGAAACAUCCUCGGCUUCAGGAAGUGAGGAAGACUCGCUAGUGCCGUACGACACGACUUUCCAACAAACAGACAGCAUCUACAAGGUUCUGACGGUUUGCCUUUACGAGGUGAGUGCUGCUACCAGUCCAAGUCCAGUUCUAAACGUGAUGAAUUGCAGAAGUACGACAUGACGAAGCUGGGAGGACGCUUCAAGGCGGCCGAGUACCUGUUCCGAUGCGUCUGCAACUACGACCUGUGCAACGCGCCGUCCAACUUCCCGCAGUACCUGAAGCAGCAGCGAGAGCGACCUUAA